This is a messenger RNA of Hippocampus zosterae (dwarf seahorse), 3229 nucleotides long. It is a transcript of the gene mtmr2, whose product is annotated as myotubularin related protein 2. NCBI's taxonomy places the organism in Eukaryota, Metazoa, Chordata, Actinopteri, Syngnathiformes, Syngnathidae. Gene Ontology annotation, molecular function: phosphatidylinositol-3,5-bisphosphate 3-phosphatase activity. Gene Ontology annotation, biological process: dephosphorylation. The record is from RefSeq and is a predicted model, not a curated record. The transcript is spliced from 16 exons. The coding region runs from base 147 to 2072 and encodes 641 amino acids.
GUUCUCGAAGAGCGAUUAUAGGUGCUGGGAAAACAUGGCAGCUUCCUCUUGUUGAUUUUAGUACUGUAUACUAGUGGGGGAUUAAAUACCCUUCUAGCGCCACUACAGCCAUCGGAUUUUAUACAUCAAGGAAAGAGAACAAUAAUAUGGAGAAGACUGGAAGUAUCGACAGUUUGGGCUCCAAGCAAUCCUCUUCUCGACAUCCGAGUGUUGAUUCAUUGUCCAGUUCUGAGCGUUCGGCCCACGUUAAACCUUCCUCUGCCAUGUUGUCUGAGAUGGCCACCUCAGCAGAGUUUUCCCCAGAAAUCAGGGUCAAGACCAAAACGCAUGCAAAGCAGAUUUUUAGAGAUUCUGAUAAAGAGGAACCACAGUUACUUCCAAAUGAAGUUGUGCAAGAUAUGGCUCAAGACGUCACCUACUUCUGUCCUUUCACCGGAGCACUGCGUGGAAUAGUGACAGUUAGCAACUACAGACUUUUCUUCAAAUGCAUGGACAGGGAGCCGUCUUUUGUGCUAGAUUUGCCCCUCGGGGUUGUGAGUCGUGUGGAGAAGAUUGGGGGUGCGUCAAGCCGCGGUGAUGUGUCCUAUGGCCUAGUUUGCAAGGAUAUGCGUAAUCUGCGAUUUGCGCACAAACAAAUGGACGACACUCUCAAGAAGUCAGUUUUCGAAGUGUUGAUUAAAUUUGCCUUUCCUGUCUCCAAUGGACUGCAAAUAUUUGCCUUCGAGUACGGACAAGUGUUUCCUGAGAAUGGAUGGAAGGUGUACGACGCAGUCUCUGAAUACAAAAGACAGGGCAUUCCUAAUGAAAGUUGGAGGAUUACAAAGGUAAAUGAUCACUACGAACUGUGCGACACCUACCCAUCCACAAUGGCAGUUCCAGUCAACAUUCCAGAUGAAGAGCUAAAGAGAGUAGCAGGCUUCCGGGCGAAGGGAAGGAUACCUGUGUUGUCCUGGAUCCAUCCAGAAAGCCAGGCCACCGUGACACGUUGCAGUCAGCCCAUGGUCGGGGUGAACGGGAAACGGAGCAAAGAGGAUGAAAAAUACCUGCAGGCAAUCAUGGAUGCCAACGCCCAGUCACAUAAACUCUUCAUUUUUGAUGCCAGGCCCAGUGUUAAUGCUGCCGCUAACAAGAUGAAAGGCGGCGGAUAUGAAAGCGAGGAUGCUUAUCAAAAUGCUGAAUUGGUGUUCUUGGAUAUUCACAACAUCCACGUAAUGAGAGAGUCGCUCCGCAAGCUGAAGGAUAUCGUCUACCCUAACAUUGAGGAUUCACACUGGCUUUCAAAUCUGGAGUCUACUCACUGGCUUGAGCACAUCAAGUUGAUCCUGGCAGGAGCGUUGCGCAUUGCAGACAAGGUGGAGUCUGGUAAAACGUCGGUGGUCGUGCACUGCAGCGAUGGCUGGGACCGCACAGCGCAGCUCACUUCACUGGCCAUGCUCAUGCUGGACGGUUAUUUCCGUACCAUUUGUGGCUUCCAGGUGUUGCUAGAGAAAGAAUGGCUGAGCUUCGGGCACCGUUUUCAGCUGCGUAUCGGCCAUGGCGAUAAGAACCACACAGAUGCAGAUCGCUCACCUGUUUUUAUUCAGUUUGUCGACUGUGUGUGGCAGUUGACCCGCCAGUUUCCUGCAGCUUUCGAGUUCAACGAAUUCUUCCUGGUGACCAUCUUGGACCAUCUGUACAGCUGCUUGUUUGGGACAUUUCUGUGUAAUAGCGAACAGCAGAGGCUGAAAGAAGAGAUUCCAAAGAGGACAGUAUCCUUGUGGUCGUACAUUAAUAGCCAGUUGGAGGAGUUUACCAAUCCUUUAUACGUCAACUUCUCCAAUCAUGUGCUGUUCCCCGUCGUCAGCCUCCGCCACCUGGAGCUCUGGGUUGGCUACUACAUACGUUGGAACCCUCGUAUGAGGCCUCAGGAACCUGUUCAUCAGCGCCACAAGGAACUGCUGGCAAAACGUGCUGAGCUGCAGAAAAGAGUGGACGAGCUGCAGAGAGAGGUGACAAGUCGCUCAGCGUCCUCUUCCUCUGAGCGGGCGGGCUCUCCAACACGGUCCAUCACCCCAGUCCAGACCUUUGUUUGAUUUAACCCUACUGGUGUACAUUUGUCACUCGGAUACAGCGUGCUCGGUCUCUUGGCGACACAAACUCUGCUAAACAUCUGAAUAAUCAAGCAUCGUGUCUGCUCGGAACAGACUCAUGAGAAUUCUAAACACCGUUUAUUCCAACGACUGACCGCCAAAUCAGUAUUUUUAUCUUUGGGCCUCCUAAAAUGUUAUCCUGCUAAGAUAUUUAUGUCCUACACACUACAUGAGAAAAUGUAAUUCUACUAUUCCGAAAACAAUACAUCUCAAGAUGGUGUGAAGGAAUUCACUGGCAAAAUAGUUAAUUUGACACAAAAAGUCCAGUUUUGUGUUAUAAAAAGUCAUUGUUUGUUUAUCACACCUGUACUUUUAGAUUGUGACCAACAUUAUUUGUCUUUAUUAUUUGUGUGCCAUUCAAGGCAUUCGUUUAGUUGACAUGGUCAACAUUAUUUAUUAUCGCGUAAUCUUGAUAUUUUCAGUUUUAGAUAUGAUUUGCUUAUUCCCAGACAACAUGCAACUGGGGCCAUUUACUCACGAUUUAGCUGUCAAUAUACUGUACAUUAUAAUGAUAUUAAGAACAAUGUAGCUGCCAGGAUACAUAAUCAUGAUAUUCAGUGUCUAAUAUUGCUAAUUUGUAUCAACAUCCAAUUUAGAUAAUAUGGAAGAUUAUGUGCCUUGUCCAGAACAGCUCAAACUAUUAACUACAUACUAUUGGGACUCCAUGCCAUAAGGAAACCUACAAUCAAAAAAAAUAUUUUAGCUGUGAGUGUGUCUAAUGGUAAUGAAACCCGAAGGACAUUUGUGUUAAUAAUCUCAGGUUGUGCCUUUCUCCCAUAAUAAAUUGCAAAUACUUACAAAGAUUACCUUGGUCCUGUUAAGGUUUUUAUUUUUAAAGCAUGUUCUUUGAGGCAUUAGUUUUCUUUUACUAUAUUAACAGAUUUUAUGUUUUGUUGUAUUCUAUAUUGUAGCAAGAUAGGGCUUGUAGAUGGCAGGAAAGCACUUCUGAAAAUGUUUGCUGUAACUAAGAAUUUUUUUUAAAUUGUAUUAAAAAAUUGCUUAUUCUGUUGUCAUGUUUUUUAUUUAAAAAAAAAAAAUAAUAAUAGCAGUGCUAUCGUACAAUGUGAGCCAGGUAGCAUUCAUCUUUGGAGAAGCAAGAU